Molecule: messenger RNA, 1653 nt
Organism: Diutina rugosa
Lineage: Eukaryota; Fungi; Ascomycota; Pichiomycetes; Serinales; Debaryomycetaceae
Exons: 1
Coding region: 1-1653 (550 amino acids)
Molecular function (GO): DNA binding
Source: RefSeq, a predicted model, not a curated record
AUGGACGACUACUUUCGAGUAGUGGUGACACUAUUGGGCCCGCUCCCGCCCGAGUCGUACCUCGACGCCCGCAAGGGGCUCCGCACCCUAGCCGACUUCCUGUUGACACAAUCGUUUGGCCUUAAAGCGUUCCAGAAGCGCAGCGUUACUUUCGGCCACUUAUCGAUGCACCCUACCCCCGUCGGCUCAGUGUUGUCGGUGGAGACCGGCGGAGUGUCGGUGGCUACCAAGUAUACCGGUGCCCUCCGCCAUCGCUACGUCGAAGGGUGUCCCCACUUUGCCCUUGCCGCCUACUUGUUCUCCCGGUUCCACAUUGCCGACGAUUAUGGCGCAAUCGAGUUGAAGAACAUCGAGCUCAAUCGAUAUAAUAUCGCCGACAUCAUGCUCCUUUGGGGCAACAAUAAGUUCCAGCUGAUCAGCUACAGCCAACAGCAUAAUCUGGCCACUAGUGCUCUCUAUACUGCUGGCGUCAAAGGGAUGCCACCGCUGUCGGAUAAUAAACCCACAGCGCUGGCAGUGGAGCACCUUGACCUUGCCCACUUAGUGGAACACGCUGGAUUCCUGCUGGUAGCCGACUACCACAUUGUUCGAGACGAAGUGCCGCCUCCCCCGGAAGUGGUGUCCCAGAUCUUCACCUUUGUCGACACCGAAAACAAUAUUGGCACCGUGCGGGCGCAAUUCCACCAUUUGUGCCGCCAAUUACGGGUGCUGUUGGUUCAGGACAUGGCCUUAAUUCGCAACCGGUACCCCCACCUGCCGCUUCUGCGCCACCCUCUCUUCCAGCUGAAGCAGUUUGACGACUACUGCGAUAAGGUAUGGGCAUUGGACCCGCCCCAGUACCGGUUGGCGACGUUCCUGCUGCCGAUACCGAUGCCGUCUGACGUCCACCUGCUCCAGGAACAGCUCCGUCAGGCCCACGACCAAUUGGUUCACAUGCUGCAUGACUUUGACUCGUUUGUGCUUCGCCAGCGCCAGCAGUACGCCCACCAAGUCCACUACCUCCAGCAGUUACGCAACGUGUGCCACGGGUGCUACUUGCUCACCUACAACUUCUACAGCCACAACCAGCUCAUCCUCAUCCAGCAAAACUUAUCUAAUGCCUCCCAUCUUAUUGAGACGAACCUCCAUAUUCUGCAAGAAAUCAUGGAAAACCAAGGGGUGCUUGGUAUGAUGGCUGACUCUAUCAAAGCGACAGCAGCGUCGCUCGCCUUACCCGAGGACCCAGUAUCAAGUCCCAGCUACCCUAGUGACGACGAUACUCACGCCUGGCGUAAAGAAGUGAUCAAAACGUUAUCUCCAGUGGUACUGCCGCAACUGGCACUCCGGCUGGCUGUUCUCAACCGGCGGCUUCUGCGCCAAGCCACGACUCUCUACGAGAUGUGGAACGAUUUCAAGGACGUCGAACGUGGAUUAGCAGCCCACAACAUCACGGUGACGGAGUGGCUUAAAGUGCACGGGCUGCUGGAGCGUCAGUUCCGCCACACUCGCCACAAGAUCAUUAAAUUCAUUGAAGAAGAGGCGAUGCGGCGCCAAACAUCGGUGGACGUAAUCAAGGACAUGUUACACCGCAAAAUGAUUUCGGGCGACCGGCCCAUGUCCCUUGACCAGCUCCAACGGAUGCUUACCAGUGGCCGCCGCAUUGACCUUAAUUGA